AUUUAUAGCUUAGAAGUCACCAUUUCAAAUAUGCCGGAUCAUUCAUUAUUUCGUAAUCCAAAUUAUGGUGGUAGUAUAUAUAUAUAUAUAUAUGAACACUCAGUGUUGAAAUUCGUUUUCUGUGUCGUGACGUUCCAGUCGGAAUAUAGACGGUUUACUUUCAUGUUAAAACAAAGUCAGUUUACCCCAGAGGUCGCCAUUUGCAAUCUUCAUCACUUCCGGCAAGAGCAGUAGGAGAAGACAAGUAAACCUGAACAGUGUGGGAAAUUACUGAUUGUGAAAAAAACCACCCCAAAAAACUGUACUAUGGCAGACAGCGGAACAGCGGUCUCCAUUUCACCUGGUGGAUAUCCCAUUGAGAUUUUCCCUGGGGGUUUUGACGAGAAGUUUCGCUGUAAUUCUUGCACAAAGAUUCUGAGGGAACCAGUCCAGUCUUUUUGUGGUCACCGAUUCUGCAAGAGCUGUAUCCAGGAAGUUAUAAGACAGGGGGAGAGAGUCCAGUGUCAGUCCUGUAUUAAUGAAGGCGCAGGUGAUGAUGAUGACUACAGCAUACUGAAGGAAGAACAGAUGUUCCCUGACAAUGGCGUUCGGCGUGAGAUGGCCAAUAAGGAAGUGAAGUGUAUCAACCCUGGAUGCUCCUGGACUGAUGUUUUCAAAAGUUAUGAUGACCAUGUACGCAAUUGUGAGUACCGACCUGUUGCUUGCACAGAGUGUAAAACUCUUGUGGAGAAAAUCAACAUGGAAAACCACCUGAAGGAAAGCUGCUUGGGACGCAAGAUCAACUGUAAAACUUGUAACCAGGAAAUUGCAAUUAAAGAUGAGGCACAACACAACAAAGUUUGUCCUAAGGCCAUGGUGAAGUGCGAAGCCUGUGGAAAAAAGAAGAUAAUGAGAGAUAAGUUGGAGCUCCACCACGAGAAAGAGUGUGCUAGCCAGAGAAUCAGCUGUCCUGUUGGAUGUGAUCCCGUAGAGAGGGGUGCAUUCGUUGGCCACCUGGAGAAAAAAGCUGGGAUGCAUAUCCAUUGGUUGAUGCAACAGAUUGAAACAUUGACUCGUGAGGUUAGCAACAAGAUCCAUGCACUAACACCUAUGGAUGAGAUCAACCGCAUGGUCCAGAUGAUUACAGUUCUACAGGCCAAGAUCCAGGAACAAGACAACCAGAUUCGGGGCCUCAUGGACCGCAACGCUGAUCAGCCGAGAGGCAACAAUAAUGUCGACAUACUUUCACUCAAAAAGCAAACAAAGGCACUGGACCUGAAGACAGGAACAUUUGAGGGGAUCGUGACAACUCUCCACAGGGAGAUUGAGAGAUGUAUCACUGCGCUUGAUACACUGGAGAGACAAAGAAAUUCUGAACGGGAAGCCAAUGAAGAAUUGAAACGAAAAAUACAACAAGCGGAACGAGCUAUAUCCCUAAAAGAUGUCACCAUCUCAGAGCUGGACAGCAGGCUCAGAUCACUGGAAAUUGUUAGUUAUGAAGGCACACUGGUCUGGAAAAUAUCAGAAUGGUCAAAACAUAGACGCGAGGCCAUGUCUGGCAGAGUGACCAGUUUGUACUCACCUCAUUUCUACACAGGGAGAACGGGCUAUCGCUUGUGUGCACGACUCUAUCCCAAUGGGGAUGGCAUUGGCAAGAAAACACACGUGUCUGUGUUUUUUGUUGUAGCAAGGGGGAAUUAUGAUGCAUUGCUGUCAUGGCCGUUCAUCCAGAGAGUGACCUUCAUGCUGCUCGACCAAAACAAUAGGGAUCAUGUUGUUGAUUCUUUCCGUCCUGAUCCAGCCAGCAGCUCCUUUCAGAGACCAACCACGGAGAUGAAUAUUGCCAGUGGAUGUCCUCUGUUCAUGCCUUUAAAGAAAUUAGAAGACGUUGGAACAUCGUAUGUGAAAGACGAUACUCUGUUUCUCAAAAUUGUUGUGGAUUCUGAAAGGCCUGCUGGGGGAGGAGCAGUGUAGACAUGCUUUAAUUCUAAUGGUUAAUUGGUUUAAGUUUUAUGGCUGACAGUUUUUAAUAUUUACUUUUACCAAUCAAAUUGGCAUUUUUGUCAGCAUGUUCGAUCUGAGUUUUGAAGUGAGAGUUAGCGCUUUAUCAGAAGUGCCUCACGUGGUAUGAACCCCGGUAUGUCUAGCCAGAGGUCGAUUCCAGUAUCAGGAUAGCUUAUGUCGGAUCUAUAAAUUCUGAAAAUAGUUAUAUAUAUUGUACAUCAAAGUUUUACUUUAUAUACAACUUACUAUUAAAUGUGUUGCAACUUUUCAAGACCGACUGGUCCCUUUGUCAAGCUAUUUGAUUUGUUAAGCUAUGUCAUAUAUUGUUUUAUCACACAAUGUACUGUGUUAUCCAAUGAA
Molecule: messenger RNA, 2343 nt
Organism: Mizuhopecten yessoensis (Yesso scallop)
Lineage: Eukaryota; Metazoa; Mollusca; Bivalvia; Pectinida; Pectinidae
Product: TNF receptor-associated factor 2-like
Exons: 8
Coding region: 307-1953 (548 amino acids)
Biological process (GO): regulation of canonical NF-kappaB signal transduction; regulation of apoptotic process; protein K63-linked ubiquitination
Cellular component (GO): cytoplasmic side of plasma membrane; plasma membrane signaling receptor complex
Molecular function (GO): zinc ion binding; tumor necrosis factor receptor binding; ubiquitin protein ligase binding
Source: RefSeq, a predicted model, not a curated record